UCAUUCAUUCAUUCACACACACACACACACAGUCACACACCCGCCUUUCUCUCUCUCUCGCGCGCGCGCGCCUCACACCAUGUGAACUCUCCUCUCUCUCUCUCUCUCUAUAUAUAUAAAAAUAUGUAUGUACUAAUGUGAGAUCUUUGUAACUUAGUGGCUUCACUUCACUCUGAGAUUUUCUUAGUUGUAUAGCCAAAAAACAAUAAUGGGGUCACUUGUUUUUCACUGAAAAAGCACAUGAUAAUCUGUGUGUGUGUGUGUUUUGUUUCAUAUGCUGCAGUGAGAUUUGGAGAGUGGCUGUAAGAUGAAAAUGAGGGGCUAUUCAUUUUUUACUGCUACUCUCAUUCUUGUUGCUGUUUCCAUUUUUCUUAGCUCAAUCCAUACUGAUGCUUUACCAAGAGAUACUUUCAAGUCCAUUUUAGGGGAGGGAAAUUUGGAAUCAUGGAAGAAUGGAGUAUUGGACUCAGCAGGUAUGGCACACGCGCCAGGUCCAGCCGAUGGGCAUGUUGGCACGCUUGUGCUGGCGGGAAACAGGACGAGGAGACCGGACUUUCUUUCUGGUUUCCACAAAUACAGAGGUGGAUGGGAUAUUGCCAAUAAACACUACUGGGCUUCUGUUGGUUUUACAGGCCUUGCUGGUGUCAUACUUGCUUUGCUUUGGUUAAUUUCAUUUGGUUUAGCUCUCAUAGUGCAUUAUUGCUGCGGAUGGAAAUUCAAUAUCAGAGGCAGAGAAUGGCAUUUUUCCCAGAAUAUAUGCCUGGGCGCGCUUAUUGUCUUGACAUGUGCUGCAGCGAUUGGAUGCGUCCUACUUUCUGUCGGACAAGAUGAUUUUCAUGCUGAAGCAUUGGACACUUUAAAAUAUGUCGUAAAUCAGUCAGAUUACACUGUGCAGACAUUGAGAAACGUAACACAAUACUUGUUACUCGCGAAAACUGUAAAUGUGGCCCAGAUUUUCCUCCCUUCAGAUGUAAAAGAUGAUAUUGAUCACCUAAAUGGAGAUCUAGAUUCUGCAGCAGAUAAACUUGAGGAUAAAACAAAUGAAAAUUCAGGGAAGAUACGAAGGGUCUUCAAUGCUGUGCGUUCAGCUUUGAUCACUAUUGCCGUCGUCAUGCUCCUCAUCUCCAUUCUUGGUCUUUGCCUUUCUAUCCUUGGCCAUCAACACGCAAUUCACAUAUUUAUCAUUAGUGGAUGGUUACUGGUGGCAGUUACAUUCAUUCUCUAUGGAGUUUUUGUCAUCAUAAACAAUGCAAUUUCAGACACUUGUAUGGCAAUGGGAGAGUGGGUAGACAAUCCUCAUGCUGAAAGUGCCCUUAGCAACAUACUUCCAUGUGUUGACCCAAGAACGACAAACCAGACGCUGUUCAAGAGCAAACAAGUCACUGUUGAUCUCGUAAAUAUUGUCAACGGAUUUAUCGACACGUACGCAAAUGCCAAUCCAUCUAAUCAUGCCAAUUCAAAUUACUAUAAUCAGUCAGGACCCUUUAUGCCACAUCUCUGCUAUCCAUAUGACUCCCAAUUGCAUGAUCUUUCGUGCCCCGCUGAUCAAGUGUCUAUGGCAAAUUCUUCAAUGGUAUGGCAGAACUUUACUUGCAACGUAUCUGCAGCUGGAAUAUGCACUAGUGUCGGGAGGCUGACUCCUGACAUGUACGGACAGUUGGUGGCGACGGUGAACAUUAGCUAUGCACUUGAACAUUACGCUCCGCCAUUGCUUAAUCUCCAGAACUGUGAUUUUGUUCGUGAUACGUUUAGGAACAUCACGGUCAAUCACUGCCCUCCGUUGGAACACCAUCUUCGGGUUGUUAAUGCAGGAUUAGCUGUUAUCUCAGUUGGAGUCAUGCUAAGUCUCGCUUUGUGGAUAGUAUAUGCAAACCGCCCCCAAAGGGAGGAAGUGUUUGCGAAGCUCUCUUCGCGAAUAAAGAGCAGCUGUAACGGCAAGAAUAUUAGCUGCAGUAAUUGUAAUAUUGAUUUGUCAUCAAGAGGUACAACUCCAAAAACUGGAGUGUAGAUAAUAUCAGAGUUUUAGCAUAGAGAAAGUGUAGAAUUCUGUGGCAUGAGAUUCAUUUUGAUCUCUUAUAACCUGUGCUCAAGGUGGCGGCGAAGCACCAUUUUCGAGCUGGGGAUUGGUAGUCAUUCUAUUUUACGUCUAAUACAUGUAUAGACAGAGACGGAUCCAGGAUUUAAACUUGAUGAGUUCAACAAGGUUAUUAUCAUUGAACUUGUUAUGUUUUUGACAUUAUGGGUUCAGAAUUUAAUAUCUUUAGAAAUUUUAGUGAUCUUGUACUAUA
This is a messenger RNA of Nicotiana tabacum (common tobacco), 2288 nucleotides long. RefSeq lists its product as uncharacterized. Gene Ontology annotation, cellular component: membrane. Lineage: Eukaryota; Viridiplantae; Streptophyta; Magnoliopsida; Solanales; Solanaceae. The record is from RefSeq and is a predicted model, not a curated record.